Messenger RNA from Vigna angularis (adzuki bean), 2610 nucleotides. Its product is annotated as AP2-like ethylene-responsive transcription factor BBM1. The record is from RefSeq and is a predicted model, not a curated record. Bases 194 to 2278 code for a protein of 694 amino acids. Gene Ontology annotation, molecular function: DNA binding; DNA-binding transcription factor activity. NCBI's taxonomy places the organism in Eukaryota, Viridiplantae, Streptophyta, Magnoliopsida, Fabales, Fabaceae. The transcript has 9 exons. Gene Ontology annotation, biological process: regulation of DNA-templated transcription.
UGACCCUUCUUCUUCUCCUCCUUCUGCUUUUCUUCAUACCCUUUUCAUAUAAAAACUAUAUGCUGUUUCUGCUUCUUCUUCUACAUGCAAAACUGCUACUACUUUCAUCCUAUAUAUAAUCUACUUCUCAAGAGUUCUUUCAAGCUUUUGUGAUCUCUUUGUGAUAUUCAAUAACCAUUAUCACACCACACACAUGGGGUCUAUGAACUUGUUGGGGUUUUCUCUCUCUCCUCAAGAACACCCUUCUAGUCAAGAUCACUCUCAAACACCACCUUCCCGUUUUGGCUUCAACCCUGCUGGAAUCUCAAGCACUGAUGUUGCAGGAAACUGUUUUGAUCUCACUUCUGACUCAACUCCUCAUCUACUCAAUCUUCCUUCUUAUGGCAUAUAUGAAGCAUUUCACAGAAACAAUGACAUUCACAACACUCCUCAAGAUUGGAAAGAGAACUACAACAGUCAGAACUUGCUGUUAGGAACUUCAUGCAGUGACCAAAACAUGAACAACAAUCAACAUCAACAACAACAGCAACCAAAGCUUGAAAACUUUCUGGGAGGACAUUCUUUUGGAGAACAUGACCAAACCUACGGCGGUAACUCAGCCUCAACAGAUUACAUGUUUCCGAGUCAGCCAGUGGCCACCAGUGGCGGCAGUAGCACAGGCAAUAGUAACUCCAUAGGGUUAUCCAUGAUAAAGACAUGGCUGAGGAACCAACCGCCACCGUCAGAAAACAACAACAAUGAAAGUGGUGGGAACAGUGGAAGCAGUGUGCAGACUCUCUCACUUUCUAUGAGUACUGGUUCACAAUCCAACACUUCACUUCCUGUUCUCUCUGCAAAUGUGGAAAAUGGAGAGAGUUCUUCAGAUAACAAACAACCACCAACCACUGCUGCACUUGAUACCAUCCCAACAGGAGCCACUGAAUCUGCACCCAGAAAGUCCAUUGACACGUUUGGACAAAGAACUUCUAUAUACCGUGGUGUAACAAGGCAUAGGUGGACUGGGAGAUACGAGGCUCAUCUGUGGGAUAAUAGCUGCAGAAGAGAGGGACAAACUCGCAAAGGAAGACAAGUUUACUUGGGAGGCUAUGACAAAGAAGAAAAGGCAGCUAGAGCCUAUGAUUUGGCAGCACUAAAAUACUGGGGAACAACCACAACAACAAAUUUUCCAAUUAGCCACUAUGAGAAAGAGGUGGAAGAAAUGAAGCACAUGACCAGGCAAGAGUACGUUGCGUCAUUGAGAAGGAAGAGUAGUGGGUUUUCUCGCGGUGCAUCCAUUUAUCGAGGAGUAACAAGACACCAUCAACAUGGUAGAUGGCAAGCAAGGAUUGGGAGAGUUGCAGGCAACAAGGAUCUUUACUUGGGAACAUUCAGCACUCAAGAAGAAGCAGCAGAGGCUUAUGAUGUUGCGGCCAUAAAAUUCCGAGGACUGAGUGCUGUUACAAACUUCGACAUGAGCAGAUACGAUGUGAAGAGCAUACUUGAGAGCACUACCUUGCCGAUUGGUGGUGCCGCCAAGCGUUUGAAGGACAUGGAACAGGUGGAACUGAACGUGGAAGCUCAUAGAACAGACCAAGAGGAUCAUAGCAGCAUCUUGAACUCUCACCUUACUCAAGGUAUCAGUAACAACUAUGCAGGAGGAACAGCAACAGCUCAUCAUAACUGGCACAAUGGUCUUUCAUUCCACCAACCUCAGCCUUGCACCACCAUGCACUACCCUUAUGGACAGAGACUAUGGUGCAAGCAAGAACAGCACGACAAUUCUGAUACCUCUCAUCCUUUGUCUUAUCCUGAGAUUCAUCAACUACAGCUAGGGAAUAACGGCACACACAACUUUUUCCACGCAAAUUCCGGCUUGCACCCUAUCAUGAACAUGGAUUCUGCUUCCAUUGACAAUAGCUCUUCGUCUAACUCGGUGGUUUAUGAUGGUUAUGGAGCUGGUGGGGGCUAUCUGAUACCUAUUGGGACUGGUACUGUUGUUGCAAGUGACGGUGAUCAUAGUAAUAUAAGAGGAAGUAAUGGUUUUGGUGAUAAUGAGAUGAAGGUACUUGGUUAUGAAGGUCUUUAUGGAUCGAAUGAUGCUUAUCAUGCACAUGCAAGGAACUUGUAUUAUCUUUCCCAACAGCAAUCAGCUUCUGUAGAUGUAGUGAAGGGUAGUGCAUACGAUCAAGGCUCUGCAUGCAACACUUGGGUUCCAACUGCAAUUCCAACUCUUGCACCUAGGUCUACCAGCAUGACUCUCUGCCAUGGUGUUCCACCCUUCUCGUUAUUGCAUGAAUAGGUGGAAAACUGGGGAUGAUGACAAUGAUGCAUAUAUUUCUGACUUUCCUUCUUCCUCCUUAUAUGAAGUUGCUAAUUUGACAGUGUGCACCUUUUGAAGACGAGAAUAUAGUGUUUCUUUCAUCAUCUCUAACUUGCAGAUCCUUAUUUCACUAGGGUCUGGUCUAAGUAAUCUAGCUAGCCUCAAGUUUAGUCAUGGCAGAACCAUUUGCUGUGAAUUUUGGUGAUUAACAUGUGGACAGAUAGAUCAUUGGGAUGCUUCUUUUUUUAUUUUCACCGGGUUUUGUAAUUCUGGAAUAACAAGGAUCAUACAAAGGGUGGAGUUUUCAUCAA